This is a messenger RNA of Dalotia coriaria, 2790 nucleotides long. RefSeq names its product mucin-2-like. The coding region runs from base 240 to 2591 and encodes 783 amino acids. NCBI's taxonomy places the organism in Eukaryota, Metazoa, Arthropoda, Insecta, Coleoptera, Staphylinidae. The record is from RefSeq and is a predicted model, not a curated record. The transcript has 2 exons.
AUAUCAACAAGCCGGCGUACGCGUCGAUUGUUACUAAUGCUCGAGUGCUCGCCGGUGAAAGGCGCACCUCGGCCGCACGCGCUUCACACCAGCUUACACAUCAACUUCAACAACUUAUCGGACGCUACCGACCAGAGUAAAGUGCUUCUACUGCGACAUAAAUACGUUAAAUCGUUAAAAGUGUGUCUUUACUGCUAAAUGUGCGAAUUUAACCUUAUUAAACUCAUAUAAUCAUCAUUAUGAAGUUAUUAUUAAAAGUGUUAAUCAGUGUUCUACUGGUGACAAUCUGCGUGACCGCAGUGCGCAGCGUUGAUGAUCAGGGUGGAGAUAAUGAUAGCGAACAGAUUAAGACAGGCUCCGUCGUUGAUGAUGACUUAAGUUACGCGGAGAGCGUGCGAAAUGUGCGACUAAUCGAUGAUGGCGAGCAAUGGCAUGGCGUUCAAAGGAUCCAAAACGAAGACGAGCGACCACAAGAGACGCGACCCCAAAAACGACGGCGAUUGCGAAAGAGAAAACGCCGGCCACAGCAUAUGGUCCAAGAUGACCAAGGGGAGAUUCAAAUCGUACGCCCACGUCGGCGACGACCAGUGAGACUUGAUGAGGUGGACGAUGGCUGGAAAGAAAUGGAAACUGAAGUUCCACAAAGACCUUACUCUCGAAGAAGGGUAGGUCCCAUUUAUCAGGAAGAACCAACAAUUAAACAAGAACAACCUCCACAGUCAACAGCUAAAUAUGAUUCGUUAACAACAGAACAUACCACAUCUUUGAAAGAUAUCAAAGAUAUUCUGAAACAAACUGGCGGGUUAAGUCUCAGUGAAAUUUUACUCCAGAAAAAUUUAACUCUGAAUGAUUUACUCCGCGGUAAUCAGAAUGCGAUUUCAGCGUUGAGCGAAAGACCUGUUCAGAGUAUUACAGAAAAAAUAGAUAAUGUGGAACCUAUCAGAGAAGUACCAGCUCCUCUUUUACAAGAAACAAUUUCGGAAGCCACGAGAAAAGAUGAACAAAGAAAAAGAUUUUCGCAGUUGUACAAUCAAGAGAAUAAAAUCUACAGUGACCUUACCACGAAAUACGAAGUUGUAACUGAAGCUACAACGGAGAAAAGAAUUUUUGUUCCAUCACAUCCCAAAUAUUACACCAGUGUAAACUUUAAACCAGAAUUUGAACUUGUAACGGAUGCUCCUAAGCGCACCACAUUAAAACUACCAAUGACCAGUGCCCAAUUGAACAUGAAGAUUAAAAAGGUUGAUACUAAACUAAUUGAAAAACCAGUCCCUAUACCACUUAGUGAUGUUUUAAACUAUCCACAAGAGAUACCCGUGCAAACAACCAGUAAAGGACCACUUAAGAUGUCCUUUGAUUUGGAAGAACUACCUGAACAGAAUGUGGUCAUCCCAGAUCAGAGUACCACGAUAAGAUUCGUGGAAUUGACCACUGAACCAAUCACAACUACCACACCAUUGAGCACAUCUUUACCUCCUGCACCGGAAGUGGAGUUGAUAGAGGUGGAAAAUUCAAAUAAUUCUCCGAUAAGCGAAAAGUUGACAACUACUCAAAGGCUUUACAAAAAAUAUACAACUACUACUAAACCUACAACCACCACCACAACAACAACUACAACAACGUCACUUCCUAAAAAGGUGACUGUAAGUGCAAAAGAUGAAAUCAUGGAGAUAAUGAGGAACAGUGACGUAAAAGAGGAAUUAGAAGAGUUGUUAACUUCCAGGAACAUGACUGUACAACAAUUGGUGGAACAACGUGAGCGUGGAUCCAGUCAGCGACAUCUCGCGGAAAUCUUCCAUAAUAAGACCAAAGAACCGGAAGCUAUUGAAGUGGUAGAAACAGUUAAAACAAUCAAAAACUUCAAAACACCUAUUUUAGAGUUUUCUAGUACAAACAGAAAACCUAAGGUUAUUAGUACAACAACUACUACGACAACAACUACAACAACCACAACAUCCCCACCACCUACUACCAUAGCAUCAAAACCCCUUGAAGAUGUAAACAUGUCAAGUGAAGAAAUAAUCACCUCCGAAAAACUCCCAAGCACAAGUUUCCCAACGUAUAAAAUCGAAACAAAUAAAAUAUCCAAAGAAAUUCCACCACUACAUAUACCAAUCUGGAAGACAAUUUACCCGAGUAUUUAUAUAGAAUCCGAGCACAACGAUAAAAAACUAGAACUGGAUGCAAUUGAGCAAUCAAUCCAGCAAGCAGUCGAUGAAGGUCUUAAUGAACUAUCACGAACGAAUAACAAUCUAAAUGAGUACGAUGAUUACAUCCAACUUCCAAUUGGUGUAAAAUCAGCGAUUUUCGCCUCCCUGGCCAUCAUUGGCAUGUCACUAGUGCUGUUCCUGACGAUUUUAGUCGUCUUCCGAUGGUCACAAAAGCAUAAAAAGCGUUUGUGCUACGGAAGCAAUACGAGCGGAGGGUUUACGUGCUCCAAGAUAAAAUCGCCCAUUUUGCAGCACGAGCCGAAGCGCACGAUUCGCACGUUCGUCUCGGAGACGCUCGGUAAGCGACGGAAUUUCUACGCGCAACAUUUCAGACAGAGUAUGUCCGAUUCAUGGGAGAGCAACGAGCGGCCUUAUCAGUAAAUCAACGUCAUAUUUUAUCUAAUCAUCACACUCGUGUGAUUCGUGUGCAAUAUUUAUAAGAACCAGUCAUUGUAAAUAUCGAAAAAUCAACAAAAGAUGCUAAUUUUUCAUAUGUGUAGACUUAAACUCGAGGAAAUGUUAUUGUUGUUCAAUGUAUAUUAUAUUUUUAUAGCGAUAAAUAAAUAUUUAAGUAUUUUGA